Erpetoichthys calabaricus (reedfish) is the source of this 1031-nucleotide messenger RNA. RefSeq names its product mannose-binding protein-like. The record is from RefSeq and is a predicted model, not a curated record. NCBI's taxonomy places the organism in Eukaryota, Metazoa, Chordata, Cladistia, Polypteriformes, Polypteridae. Bases 240 to 890 code for a protein of 216 amino acids. The transcript has 4 exons.
AAUCCUGCCUACUUCAUGUCAGUCUAGUUAGCAACAAAAUAUUUUAGUCAUUGCUAACCAAUCCUAUUGCCCAAACAUCUAGUAACUCCUUAUUUAGCUAUCUUGGUUUGUUGUACCAUAGGUAUGUAACAUUUCCUGUCUCAUCGCCCAGCUCUCUGAAGAAGUGACCAGUUGUAGGAGCCUCCCUUCUGUAGAAGUAAAGAAUUCUGACUUUGGAUUACUGGUACUGAUCUCCAAAAAUGAAACUGCAUAGCCUCAUCCUGUCAUCAGCCAUUCUCAUCACAGCCAUCUGGUCUUGUCUAGCCGAGGAGCCCACAAAGACGACCUUCUGUAUAGAUACGCCAGGAACGAAUUUAAGAGAAGGAAGACCUGGGCAGCCUGGCCUGAAAGGAGACAAGGGAGACACAGGGCCGCCAGCCAAUGAGAGACGCAUCGCAGCGCUGGAAUCCCAACUUGAGUCAAUGUCCAGGCUCUGGGAGCAGUUUGCUAAACUUGAAAGACGCUUUACCUUCACACACUGGAGGCUUCAUAAACACAAGCUCUUUGCUGUCACCCUCAAUCGAGGCACCUUUGAAAAUGGCCUGAAGCUCUGCCAGGAGGCAGGAGGUAUUAUGCCGUACCCAGAGAAUGAAGAGGAAAACAACAUCUUCCGCGAUUUGUACAAUAUAGUCGGACUGAUUUACAUCGGUGCCACUGAUACGGAGACAGAGGGGACCUUCGUGGACCUUAACGGCAGACCUUUGUCAUUCACUAAGUGGAAGGCUGGAGAGCCCAGUAACGGAGAAGGCAACGAGAACUGCAUUCAUAUUUGGGAUAACGGAGAGUGGAAUGACAAAAACUGCAAUAGUGAAAUGCAUGCCAUCUGCCUGUUUCUGCCAAGUUCUGCGUAGUUUUACAUUGCCAGGAGAAGUUGGGGUUAUUGAGAGGGUUUAAUUGGCACAGACAAAGCUUCUCCAUUUAGCUUGCCUGGAUCAGCUACCAGGCUUUUACAAGCAGAUGUGUAUCAUGAAAUAAAUGCUUAUUGCUAUUUC